CAGACUGCAGAAGAAGAAAAAAAAUACGACAAGACAAGCAGGAAGCGUUAAACGUGAAAUGAGCCUGUUAUACAUUCAUCGCUGUCAUCGGAUUUCAAAUUUCGGAUGUAGCUGGGUGUUCAGUCCCUUGAACGAGUAGGAUACAACCGCCGGCAGCAUCGGGCGCAUGUAGCAGACGACAUCGACGAGGAAAUGGCCCAAGUCCAGAGGCUCCGAGUCUCACCGGAGCGUUCCCCUUGUGUUUUGUACACAACAGGACUUCGGCGACCACCGCAUGUCUUCUUCAGGUGAUCCUCCGGUAGUAGGCGGGCUACUGUCACGGUCAACACCCCGCUGGGAGUGUCUGUGUCGUCCGAGGUUGAGCUAGAUGAGGGAGACAUGGACGAUGUGAUCACUCUCAGCUCGGACGACUCUGAUGUGGAGAUCGUCGACUCCUUCUCGACCAAGGUCGAGCCUCCGCCGCCGCCGCCUCCUCCUCCUCUCUCUUCUGUGCGGGUUGACGUAGACGCCGUGAACGUCAACAUCCCGCCGCAUUUCAUUGACCUCACAGAUCCAAGUUGGAUUUCUCCAGAACAGAAAAAGUGCAAAAGACAAAAUUCCACUUCCUUAGAAGUGGUAGACUUGACUGAAUGUGACGCAGCAAAUGGGACAGAACAGGAGACCUUGUUACCAAGUUCAACCAAAAAUCAAACCUCAAGCAGAGAAGAUUUUAACUUACAGAAAACCUCUUUUGGAGACUUGACUGUUCUCGCUCCACAGCUGGACUGUGGUGACCGAAAGCCAAAUAUGAGUUAUUUGGAUUCGCAAACACAAAACCAAAAGCAGGAUGAUGAAGUACGUCCCUCUGAUCAAACACCAACUGUGAAAUUGAGACGACUGCCUUUUCUCGAAACGCAUUGCAGAGAACUGGAAACAUCAGGGUGUUUUGCCUAUUUAACUGUAGACUGUACACAAAUGUUACCGAGCUUUAAGCAACUGGACAUUAAAAGUAAUGCACCUGAACGCAUUAGUAAUGUGGGGACGACUAUAGCAUCUUCUGUUCCUUGCAUGGAGCCUUCACUGGAUGAGUGUUCUCCUGCAGUGGCUAAAUAUCUUAUUGAGCAGGAACAACAGGAGAACAGUAAUGAAUUUACAAGUACACAUUUACGCCACAUCUCUUAUCACUCUCCCAUCACCAGACUGAGCCCUUCGGAGCCUUUUGACAUUGACUCCCUGCCCCACAGAAGUCCUGCAUCUUCAGACCAUCAGAGCCAAGUCGAACCACCAGCGAUGUCUGAACAUACACCAGCUGAAAAUGCAUAUGAAUGUCAAUUGGACAAGGCUAAGGCUGAAAGGACCUCAGAGAACCCUGACCUCUUGUGCAGUCGCGUCCCCAGUGAACCUCUUUUGUAUGUGUCUAAAACUGAGGAUACGGAUGGAGGAUCCGGAUACGAGGUAUAUAGAGGCGAUCUAGACAAUGACAGCCCACUGUCUUUCCCAUGGCAUGAGGGGAGUGAUGAAGCUAACGAAGAGAGCAGAUUUGAUGUAGACUUCAGGGCGGCCAGUGAAGAGGACAGGCAUUCUGUGUGUCCAGUUACACUCAGGAAAAUAAUGUCUGGACCAUGUCAAGCCCUGAUUGAGGUGGUAGAUGAAGAGUAUGGAACUCCGGAGGUGCUGUGCCGUCAGAGCCUGAGUCUAGUUUACAGUACCAUCGACGAGGACUACCCAGAGGGCACUUUGCAGCUCUUGUCUGACCUAGUAAUGCCUGGUUACUACCCCCCCAGAGAUAUCAUGAUCCAUCUACUCUGCAACAUUCUGCUCAACCAAAAGUGUCCCCAUCACCUGUGUGUGCAGGCGUUUAGUCUGCUGAUGAGGGCACAGAAACACCACAUGGCUGAUAAAACCACAGUUCCAUGGGACUGGGAGUUGUUGACCUCAGUUUUGGCCAAUCAGGACUGCACAAAGAGACAUCAGUGUGAGGUUGUGCGCAUGUUCCUGGAGUACGUAGUGGAGACGUUGAAGGACGACUUCCAGGCCAAACGCUCCGUUUCUGCCCUCAAUCACUCGAUCACCAAAGCCACGUUGUCAUGUGAUCAGCAGUUCCCUCGGGUGAGGGAUGUCAUCAAGUGGCUUUUUUCUGCCAUAAUGAAAUCGACAGAGUACGGAGAGAGUAGGGAAACAGUCAGAGAGAGAGAUGAACAAAUCAGAAUGGUGUCCGUCUUCCAGAGGAUGCUGUCUCUGGCUCUGGAGGUGGACCGCUCUCCAGCUCUCAACUCUGUCAAGCUGUCCCAGGAGCUCUUCCACAUGCUCAUCAGCAAUGUGCCUCUGCGAGCACACAGGAUGUUGUUGCUGGAGAGCCUGCAGAGCAAGCUGCUGAGAUGUAAGCUGUUGGAACAUCUGUUGGACUAUGCAUGUCCACUGAAAAUCUCUCUGCCCAUGUCGCUCAGUCUGCUGCUUCACUUUCUGAAGAACUGCACUCUAGCGCCAGACCCAACGGAUGGUACUGAAAGGUGGCAGCGGUGGGAAGAGCUGGUCCAUCUUCUCUGGAUGUUGCUGCUCAGCUACAACACAGAGAUGAAAGGUGAUCUGUGCAGCUCAGUCAGUGAGCAAAGAGGCGGAGUUGGCACGAUGAUCCACAAGCCAGAUGAUAAAGUAUCCAAGUCAGCCAUUCGUGAAGCUGUGGACGCCUUCCUGUCCAGAUCCCAGGCUGACCUCGGCCAGGCGUUACCUCUCCAUGUGGAAGAGUCCCUUUCUUAUCUGCAGGAUCACCUGCUAGAUGUCUGUCAGUGUUGAAUUGAAACUUGUUCUCUUGGAAGACCUAUAAAGCACUGAAUUCAUUUGAUAUUUAUAUUUUUCUAUGAGUUAUUGUACAGAAGAACUAUUUUUUUUUAAAUACAUGCUCUGGCUUGUUUGGUUUUGUGGGGCACGUGCUUUUUUUUUAAAUGAACUUCUCUUCUAGCCAACGAAACAGUAUCCGUCUUUUAUUAAGUAUAAUCUUUCUUGGAUGUCUGUACAGAUUACACCAUUACUUUUAUAGGCCACACCGCUGUUAUUGUUAAACUGGUCAUUCUGUUAAAUGUAGCACAAUUUUUUCAUGAUCGAUAAUAAAUUAAAGUGCGGUACCCUAA
Messenger RNA from Scophthalmus maximus (turbot), 3107 nucleotides. RefSeq names its product SUMO interacting motifs containing 1 (gene simc1). The transcript is spliced from 10 exons. The record is from RefSeq and is a predicted model, not a curated record. NCBI's taxonomy places the organism in Eukaryota, Metazoa, Chordata, Actinopteri, Pleuronectiformes, Scophthalmidae. Bases 379 to 2772 code for a protein of 797 amino acids.